AUGGCGACCAUGACAGAGACACAGACCGUCACCACGGUGGCGGUGCAAGCAUCACUGAGCAAAGAGGAGAUUGCGGAGCGUUUGUUUAACGGAACCCUUCACGCCGAUUAUGCUCCUGUUGAACAGUUUAUGACCAUCGAUGGCUUGCUGAAAUCGCAUGCGGCUCAAUCCGAUCAAGCACGAAAGCCACUGAUAUGCUAUCCCGCUCGAAAAGCCGACGAUUUCGAGGAACACACGGCUCGGGAUCUCGACCAAUAUACAGAUCUUGCUGUACAAUAUUAUAUACAGCAGGGGAUAAAACCAGCGGAUCCGAGUCUGGAAGAAGCCCCAGUCAUUGCAAUGCUCGCCGGAUCGAGCUUCGAAGUUGUCCUCACCUUUUUCGCACUCAAUCGUCUCGGAUAUGCCGUCUUGUUCCUCUCCACGCGACUCACAGCCCCGGCAUAUAUAAGGUUAUUGAACAUGGUGAAUUGCAAUGAGAUGAUCAGUCUGGAUCAGUACGGGCCAGUUGUGGAAGAAAUCGGUGCCGAGAAGCCUGGGUUUAACCGCCGUCGUAUGCUGGCGCGGGAGAAUUGGUUCAACAAACCAGCUGCGACACCUCGAUUCGAGCGAUCAGGGGUGGAUUUGAUCAAAGAGAGCAAGAAGAUAACCUGGAUUCUUCAUUCGUCCGGCAGCACAGGAUUCCCGAAGCCUAUUUUCCUCACCAACUACCAAACCCUUGCCAAUUGGCGCAAGAGCUUCGGUCUCCGCGUAUUCAACAUCAGUCCUUUAUUUCACUCCCACGCCUUGAUGGAACUUGGGCGAGCACUUUACACCAGAGCCCCGGCCUACCUGGGCAACCACUCUCUCCCAGUCACAUAUCAGAACCUUUAUGAUGCAUUACAAGUUGCACAACCCCACCAGAUCAGCGCUGUUCCAUAUGUGAUCAAGUUACUGUCGGAGAGACCAGAGGGAAUCCAGGAACUAGUCAAGCCAAAGCUCGUCAUUUACGGUGGGUCUAGCUGCCCUAGCGAUCUUGGAGACAAACUUGUUGCGCAAGGUGUUAAUCUGAGCGGCAACUAUGGCGCGACUGAAACCGGUCAGAUCAUGACUUCAUUUCGCUAUCCUUCCGAUAUUGAAUGGGAGUAUAUGAGGCUCCAUCGCCCCGUUGCCGACCAUACCCUGAUGGAUGAAAUAUCGCCCGGUGUCUUCGAAUGUGUUGCUUUGGAUGGUCUUCCAAGCAAAGGUCCUUCCAACUCUAAACCACCAUUUUCACCGCAAAAUCCAGAAAAUAGCUUUCGCACGUCCGAUCUAUUCACUCGCCACCCCGACCCCAAGAAGAGCAAUUAUUACAAGUAUCUGAGUCGACUCGAUGACAGACUCACCCUUGUCAAUGGGGAGAAGGUUCUUCCAAUUCCCAUAGAGGGCCGUAUUCGCCAGGAAGAAUUGGUCGGUGAGUGUGUUGUAUUUGGAAUCCAGCGCUCAGUUCCUGGAGCGCUCAUCUUCCGAGCACCCGGAAAGGCCACUCACCUCAACAAUGAGCAAUUCUUGGAAGAAAUUUGGCCUGCGGUUGAAGCAGCUAAUGCUCAAGCUGAAACAUUCUCGCGUCUUCCAAAAGAGCUCGUUGUGGUCAAGGAUGCAGAUGUUGUGUACCCCAAGACUGACAAGGGAACUUGCAUCCGUGCUCAAGUCUACCAGGUCUUUGAAGAUGAUAUCAAGAAUGCUUAUGCAGGUUUUGAAGGAACCAAUCAGAAGAAGGGUGACCUCGCGCUCAGCGUGCCUGAGCUGGAGGACUGGCUGCUCACAAAAUUCCGAAAGGAUUUGGGUGUGCCACUUGCAAGCCCCGAAACCGACAUCUUUGGAGCUGGAGUGGACAGCUUGCAGACAACUCAAAUCUGGCGAUUCAUCGUACGUGACCUCGACCUUGGGGAAAAUACAGAAACCCUCAGCCAAAAUAUUGUCUUCGAAAAGGCAACUGUCAGCGAGCUUGCGAAACACCUGUACCAUCUGAGGACCGGCGAAACCUUCGAACAGGAGAAUGAAUUGGAGGUUAUGGAGGAGCUCAUUGAAAAGUAUUCACACUUUACCCAACACUAUCCCACCAUUAAACAAAACCCCGAAUCCGAAGUCGUCGUUGUUACUGGAGCCACUGGUAAUCUUGGUGCAUUUAUUGUUGCCGAAAUUGCCAAGCGCUCAACUGUUUCUGAGGUCUGGGCUAUUGUCCGAGCCUCAGGACAAGCCUCCGCUGGAGCUCGACUUUGGAAGGCCAUGGCGGAUCGCAGCAUCUCCUUCACUGAUGAAGAAGCUGCGAAGGUGCAUGCUGUUCCUAGCGACCUCUCAAAGCCUAACCUCGGCUUGGAAGGCUAUGUUCUGGAUCACCUUCUGUCUACCACGACCUCAGUUAUCCACAGUGCUUGGGCAGUUAACUUCAACCUCGGAGUUCGGUCGUUCGAGCAACACCACAUUCGGGGAACUUACAACCUCAUCAACUUCUGUCUGAGAUCCAAGCUUCCUUCCCCAGCCCGCUUCUUUUUCUGCUCCAGCGUCAGCGCUGCUAGCGCCACCCCCAAGCCAGCCUCUAUCUCGGAGUCCGCCGUUGAAAAGAUUGAGCAUGCCCAAAAAAUUGGCUAUGGACGAUCGAAGCUCGUUACAGAGCACAUUACUCGCAACGCGAUGCGCAAGACUGGCAUGCACGCGCGAGUCUUCCGGGUUGGACAGCUAGGUGGUGAUACUGUGACCGCACAGUGGAAUGAAACCGAAGCCAUCGCCCUCAUGUUCCGUAGUACCCUGACAACGGGAGCUUUGCCCGAGCUCAACGAGCGACCGACCUGGUUGCCCGUGGACCAAUGUGCUGCAGCUAUCUCGGAUCUGGCACUGAGUUCCGAGCAUGCCAGAUCUUCCGAUGCCGACUUAGUGUAUCACCUGGUCAACCCGCACUCAUUCAGCUGGAAAAUCGACCUGCUCCCCGCCUUGAAGAAGGGUUGCGCGUUGCCAGACUUUGAGGUCGUCUCGCCACAGGAGUGGCUCAGGAGACUCGCGAACAGUGAUCCCAACCCUGAGACAAAUCCCAGCAUCAAGCUUCUGGAUUUCUGGAAAGGCAAGUAUGAGAAUGCUCCGGCGCCGAAGGCAGAUGACGAAGAGCCAGCUGGUUUGUUCUUCGAAACCAAGAGCACUGUUCGUGACUGUCCCUCUCUGGGUGAUGUAAAAGACCCUGUUGCUGCAGGGUUGAUACAGAGAUACAUCGAAGUAUGGAUGAAGAGCUGGACCCGCGCAUAA
Molecule: messenger RNA, 3252 nt
Organism: Penicillium manginii
Lineage: Eukaryota; Fungi; Ascomycota; Eurotiomycetes; Eurotiales; Aspergillaceae
Exons: 2
Coding region: 1-3252 (1083 amino acids)
Source: RefSeq, a predicted model, not a curated record